AUGUUUUUGUUCUUAUCUGAAUCCGAUCUUGAACAAAAAUUUCGUGUAACAGAUUCGAAUGGUUUGGAUCCUUCUGAUCGCUACGAUGUUGUUAUUAGUUUCAAAUCGGCAGAGGAUUUACCAAAGAUGGAUAUCCUCGGACGUGGUGAUCCAUAUUUUGUAGCAACCAUUAAUGAUCAAAUUUCAUUCACGUCAAUGAUUGUGCCCAAUACAUCAUCACCCAAAUGGAACAACGAAGAAUGGAUCGUUCGAAAUAUUCCCAUGAACGCAAAACUUUCAGUUACUAUUUACGAUAAAGAUGAUGAAAAAGUAAUCGAUGAUUAUGUAGGUAAAUUCGAAAUUGAGAACAUUGUGAAUUAUCAAGCAUCUGAAGAUGGACAUAGGAUUAUCGGUCCAUCGAAUCAAUAUCGUGGUCGCUUUUAUUUAUCCAUUGAUGCAAGCAAAUCAUCCCCAGAAAGUCAACAACUACCAUCUUAUACAUAUGAUGGUCCUUGCCGAUUUUUUCGACAUGAUGAUUUUGUUGUCGGUCGUUUCACCAUGCUUAAUCACGAUUGUGUCUAUUCAACAUGGAAAAUACAAAUGCGACGAAUUUCUUUCUUUUUUCGUUAUCAUGAACUCCAACAUUGGAAUCUAGAUUCAAGAAAUGCUCAGAUCCUAUUUGGCGAUUGUGCUCUCUCGUUAAUCGCACAAAAUUCUCUUAAGCUGGCGCAUAGAACACUCUAUAGACGAACUUUGACGAACACGGAAAACGGGCAAUUGAAUAGUAGUGAUGAUUUGUGGAGAUUGGUGUUCACAAAUAAAACAACACAACGGAUUAAACCGUGCGUUUAUACUUAUAUUAUUGACGACUAUACGUGGCGAUUUAGUGAGACUGGAAAUAAGUUUUUUGCUGACUAUGCAAGUAAGCAUGCUUUGCUGGCCAAUGCUUCCGAAUAUGUACGUUAUGCGGGUGAAUUUCAUCCACGCCCAAAAUUUGGUUGGAAUCGAUGUGAUGAUGAAUGGGAGCUCGUAUUCAACAAUGCAUCAGGUACAUAUGCACCAAGUGUUGAUUUGUUCACAAAUUUAAAACAACUCCUAUGGUUCAACUUUCCUGGCUUAAAUGUUGUCACAUACGAUUUUAGAGAUCCAUUACUCAAAGAAAGCAUCGAACAAUUGAAAUUGUCUACUGAAAAAUGA
This is a messenger RNA of Rotaria sordida, 1176 nucleotides long. The record is from the annotation of a GenBank genome assembly. Lineage: Eukaryota; Metazoa; Rotifera; Eurotatoria; Philodinida; Philodinidae.